Panicum hallii is the source of this 2131-nucleotide messenger RNA. RefSeq lists its product as uncharacterized. The transcript is spliced from 3 exons. NCBI's taxonomy places the organism in Eukaryota, Viridiplantae, Streptophyta, Magnoliopsida, Poales, Poaceae. The record is from RefSeq and is a predicted model, not a curated record. Bases 231 to 872 code for a protein of 213 amino acids.
CCCAAAUCCCCAAUCCAGCAGCCAAAACCUCGACGCGCUCUGCUCCACUCCCCGCCACGACGCCGCCCGCGCCGGUCGGCUGCCGCCCGAGCUCCGGCCCUUCUGCCCCGCCACCGCCACGCUUCCCCGACACCACUUCCUGCCACGCGUCGGCUGCCAGACGUCUCCCGGACGCGCCCAGCGAGCCUCUCUGUCCCGGCCACGCUGGGGAUGGACGACUUGGCGUGGCGAUGGACGGCGUGGUCGACGCCACCGAGCUCUGGGCGCUCGACGCCUGCAAGGCCCUCCCGCGCGUCCAGCUGGCGUACCCCAUCAUGAGCAUGGACGAACCCCACGUCGUCUUCUUCAUCCUGUGCGAGAGCUUCUACGAAAGGAAACAUGGCGACACGACGGAGUGGCUCAUCUUGGUCGACACGCGGAGCAAGACGAUACGAUCGGUGCGCCGCUACGACCAAGGGCGUGGCUACUUUCGUGGAAGGAUCUUCCUUCCCAGUGGCCUGUCUGACUACUUCAAUUCUUCCCCAAGGUGUAGCGAUGGUGCUGCAUCAUCAGUGAGCAAGAGCAGAAGCACCAUGUUCAUCGUCAAUGAGGAGGAGGAGCUCAGAGACGAUGGCGGCAGAGAUUUGGAAGCAGCAGCAGCUUCUCCAGAGGAGACGACGAUCUUGGCUGUGCUCGGAGAGAUACCUGGCUUGGCUCGUGAGGACAUGCUGAAGGCGUACAGCAUUCUUAGUCACGACAGCAAUGGCCGCCGGUUCAGGUCACUUUUGGGGCUGCCAGUGAAUCUGAGGAAGGAAUGGCUGCUGAUGGAGAUCAAGACCAGUGAAGCCUGCUCUGUUUGCUCUGCGUGCACGGCAAACUUGCAACACGGCUGACGAAACUUUCAGUUAUAUGGUGUCUUGAUCAUCAGUUCUUCGAAACACUGACAACUAAUCAAAUUCAGUUGUAAGAUGCCAUCCACAAUCGAUUGAUUAGACAUUGGUUAGGGACUGAUACUAUUGAGCCUUAUAGGAUUCGUAAAAGUCGCUCCGGCGAGUGGAUCGAUCGCCAAGCAGCCGCUGGUCAGCCACGGCGACGGUGAAGUCAGGGAGCUGCCGCCAUCCUCGUGGAGCACCGACACCAUCUUCCCCGUCGACGACCAGCUGUUGAUGUGCUGGGUGCCUGGGUCGACUUGUGCCGCGGCGUCGUGCUCCGCGACGUGUUCGAAGACAGCGGCAGCCAGGGACUACCUGCAGAGCCCCUUUUCGCCCGGGAAUUGUACAGGAACAUGUUUUUCUGCCGAUUCAGAUCUUUUUUAGGAAAUAUCUGUUAUUUUUCCUGCCGAUUUCUGUUCGGGGACAGCAGUUUCCGUCUCCAAAAACGGAGGACACCUCUCGAUCUCCAUGCGUAACAAAUUACAAAUCAAUCUGAUGAUCUGAUCAACGAACAAGCAAGGGCAAAAACCAAGCCGACGUCUUAGCCGCCACCGCAGCCAUGGAUGCCCAGGCGACCCAACCACCCUCCGGCUCGUCCGCCUACCCACGGUGGGUGAUGCUGAAGCACUACGGCAACCGCGAGGACGAGAGCUCCUGCUCCAGCGCCGACGCCAAGACGCUGGCGGCCGCCCGGACCUCCACCGGCCUCCUCAUCCGCGUCGCCUUCAGCCUCCCGCCGCCGCCGGCGAUGUCGCGCCUCCUUUUCCACCUCCCCGACGCCGAGAAGGUCCAUGCGGAGGUCGUGGCAGCCCACGGAGACUCCGUGCUCAUAGACGUCCACUUCAGCAAACAACAGCGGCGGCGAGACGACAACGCGCAGAACUACUUCGUCUAUAAUGCGGGAGCCGCCGCCGCCGAGCCCCCACGGCCGCCGUCGCUGUCGCAACUACGGAGACUCCACGCAGGUACUCAAAUCUCAACUACGGUUAAGUGCAAGGCAGCAAAGGCGGUUGCAAAAUCUAACAUUCAUGUAGUGAGAUCAACCACUUGGUACCAUCGAGCAGAUGAAGCUUGGUGGCGAUACAAACCUAUGACAAGGAGGGUCAUAGGAGAAGGAUUAGAAUCAAGGCCGAGAUUAUUGUAUGGUGACUCAAAUUUUACUUGGAUUGGGACUCAAUAGGGGUAUAUGCUAUUAGGACUUCUUGUUCUUUUUCUCGAAU